Molecule: messenger RNA, 831 nt
Organism: Ruditapes philippinarum (Manila clam)
Lineage: Eukaryota; Metazoa; Mollusca; Bivalvia; Venerida; Veneridae
Product: microfibril-associated glycoprotein 4-like
Exons: 2
Coding region: 1-792 (263 amino acids)
Source: RefSeq, a predicted model, not a curated record
AUGACUGAUCACUAUCCAAUGUACAAGACACAGUCUGAUUUAUAUCAGAUUCUAGUGCAAAAGACACUGCACAAUGUACAUCAGACAAUAACGGGUCAAAUGGAAGAUAGGAAAACUUUUAAAAGAAUUCACAAGCAACCCGAGCCAGUUGACUGUCUUGCGUUUUAUCGACAAGGCUAUACCGAGGACGGUGUGUACGUGAUCAAACCAACUGGAAGUACAGCUACUGAUGUGUGGUGUGAUAUGACCAAUGGUGGAUGGUCGGUUAUACAACGCCGACAAGAUGGAUCGGAAGAUUUCUACAGAAAUUGGGAAGACUACAAGAAUGGAUUUGGGAAAAGAGUUGGAGAGUAUUGGCUCGGACUUGAAGAGAUUUACUAUUUGACGAUUAUCGACAGUUCAAUCUAUAUAUACCUAGAAACGUUUCAGAAAGAUAGUGUUGACCCAUUCAACGCCUUUGCCGAAUAUUCCACCUUUAAAAUUAAUGAUGAGAGCGACAAAUACCGAUUAACAGUAGCCGGGUACAACGGUUCUUGUGGUGACUCGAUGUCUUAUCAUAACGGAAGUAAGUUUACAACAAAAGAUGAUGAUAACGAUUCCAACUUCAGAUAUAACUGUGCAGUAACUUAUACCGGUGCUUGGUGGUACAAUUCAUGUCAUUUUGCGAAUCUAAAUGGAAUGUAUCUUGAUGGAGCAGGCACAAAAGACGGUGGCGGUAUAAACUGGUACAAAUGCUGGGGACAUACUUAUUCUCUAAAGAAAACUGAAAUGAAAGUUAGAAGAAAUAUCUAAUGCCGGCUCGCCACGGCGAGCCGGUUUUACGGUAGGAUU